Bombus impatiens (common eastern bumble bee) is the source of this 4598-nucleotide messenger RNA. It is a transcript of the gene alpha-Catr, whose product is annotated as alpha-catulin. NCBI's taxonomy places the organism in Eukaryota, Metazoa, Arthropoda, Insecta, Hymenoptera, Apidae. The transcript is spliced from 11 exons. Gene Ontology annotation, molecular function: actin filament binding; cadherin binding. The coding region runs from base 1 to 2283 and encodes 760 amino acids. The record is from RefSeq and is a predicted model, not a curated record. Gene Ontology annotation, biological process: cell adhesion; Rho protein signal transduction.
AUGGCGACACCCGACCCCGUAGACCCAGCCACCCUAGAGAUAAAGACCCGUAGCAUAGAACAGACACUACACCCACUAGUAAAGCAGAUUUCUACGUUAGUGUCGCACAGAGAACGUCCGCUAUGUUCGGACAGAAGUCUCCGUGCUGUUGCCAGAGUCGGACAAGCUGUGAAUCUGGCAGUAGAGAGGUUCGUCACUGUUGGCGAAACCAUCGCGGAUGGAAAUCCAGAGAUCAGGGAGGACAUGUACCAGGCGUGCAAGAGAGCAAGAGAUGCUGGCUCGGCUAUCGAAAAAUUAUGCGAGUGCGCCACAGAGGACAGUUUAGCUGACCGAGGGUCUGUUGUCAGAGCUGCAAGAUGCCUUCUUGGUUCUGUAACCAAGGUCCUCCUUUUGGCUGACAUCGUCGUGGUCAAACAACUUCUUCUUGCAAAGAAGAAAGUGGCUCGUAGUCUUGGCCGUCUCGAAAGUGUUUCAAACUUUACCGAAUUUGUGAAGGCGUUUAGCCAGUUCGGGGCGGAGAUGGUGGAAUUAGCACACUUAACAGGUGAUCGUCAAAAUGACUUGAAAGACGAGAGACGAAGGGCACAGAUGGCUGCGGCUCGUCAAGUUUUGGAGAGAAGCACUAUGAUGUUGCUCACGUCUAGUAAAACUUGCUUAAGGCAUCCGGAAUGUCCAUCUGCCAGAGAAAACAGAGACACCGUUUUCUGUCAGAUGCGAAGAGCCAUGGACUUGAUACACUACGUGGUCAAAGACGGAGUAUUAGAUUGCAGUGAAUCGCAGUCUUAUUCCAAUUCCCAGAGUCCACAGCAGGAGGAUUGGGACAGUAGCACGGCAUUCUCCGCGUUGAAACACUUCGAAAGACUCGUUGAAACCACAAGAAUGACUCUCCUAGGACCAGGUUGUCGAGAGACCCUCACCGCCGCGUUAGAUACCGUUAUUGAGAGAACGCAGGAUUUCACUGAUAGCGCAUACACGAGCCACGAGCACAGAGAAAACAUCCUUCUGCUUUGCGAUCGAGCGCAACUCGAACUCAACACGCUCCUGCGAAUCGGCAACAGUAUGAAUUACGAAGGUGGCGGUGGUUCUCCAAGUUCUGAGAUGGAGCAAGCUGUCUUAGGAGUAUUACGUACCACCAGGGAUCUUCGCCAGCAGCUAUGCACGACCACGAUGGAACAAGCGGCCGAUCUUGGACAGGUAACUAAAGCGGGUCAGGAACUUGUUUCAACGAUCAGGAACGUCGCUUUGGCCAAUGACAGAUAUCUUCUUCAAGAAAGCAACGAAAAAUUUCGCGAAUACAUUGAACACAUUCUCGAAGUGUGCAAAAUGCUGAGACACGUUGCGCUCUCGGAAUCGUUGCAAGUUUCAGCCAAGUUUACCGAAAUUAACCUGAGAAUAUACGGUCCCCAAGUGGUGACAGCGGCAUAUACUUUAGCGAGACAUCCUACCAGUAAAAUCGCUAAGGAAAACCUAGAAGUGUUCGCCGACAUGUGGCAAUGGCUUAUGACUGAUGUGACCACCGUGGCGAAAGACGUACUCGAAUUGAAUCAAAACCGACCUGAAAAACAAGUUUACAUGUCCUUACCACGGCCUGGAAAACACGGUACAACGAGCAAACCACUGAAACCGGUAAAAUUGGACAGCGAAGAGCAGGCUAAGAUCGCAAAGGCAGGUCUGGAGAUGAAGCUGAUCACUUCGGAGAUGGAUGCGGAAACAGAGAAAUGGCAGGAAAGUGGAAGUGCCCUGGAAGAGAACAACGACAUCGUGAAACGCGCGAAGAACAUGUCCUCGAUGGCGUUCUCGAUGUACCAGUUCACCAGAGGUGAAGGGGCGUUGAAAACUACACAAGAUCUAUUCACCCAAGCUGAGUAUUUCGCCGAGGAGGCGAACAGAUUGUACAAGGUUGUGAGACAAUUCAGCUAUCAGGUACCGGGCGGACCGCACAAGAAAGAACUCUUGGAAAAUCUUGAUCGUGUGCCAACGUAUGUACAGCAGCUUCAAUUCACCGUGAAGAAUCCCACCGUUGGAAAAGCCGCCACUUUUACCAAAGUCGAUAACGUGAUACAAGAGACAAAAAAUUUAAUGAACGUGAUUUCGAAAGUGGUGACCACGUGUUUCGUCUGCGCCACAAAGUACAACCUGGAUUUCCGAGGUCUGUCGGCGCGUGGGGCCGGCGGCUCGCCGUACAGGGGCGGAGAGGGUGCAGGCGCCGAUGGCGACGGUGGCGGUGCUGGUGUCGACGGCAGCAAGACGGGCUCCGCCCCCGGCAGCGACCCGUCCGUCUGACAGUUUGGGAUGGCCCGACGGGCCAAGGGGGACGCUCGCCGCACUCGGGUUUCCUUUCUACUUUUCUAGGAAGAACCCUCGCCUGCCCCAUCGAAACGUACACGUCGGGCUCCCUCGAUUCCCUUCGAGAUCCCAACGGAAUCUUACAGAUUUUCGACGGGAUUUCCAAUCGUACCAACCAAUCGUUUAUGUUUAUUCGGUUCCCAAAGUUUCUUAUUCAUUAAGCCUUAUUUCGCGAAUGAUACACGUAGCAUCGAAAUGUCAAUUUCGUCGAGAGAAAUGCCGAAUUUAAAAAAUUCUAUACGUUUGAAUAAUUAUCUUCUACUUGUUAAAAAAUAUGUUUAUCUAAUGUCAUGUCGUAGCAAAAUAUUACAAAUAGAUCUGAGAAAUCCCAUCGAAAGAACAGAAUGUUUUCAAACUAAUAUUUUUCGAACACACGCGAUUAUUCUAGUCUACAAUUUUUAACAAAGAACAGACUUUCAUCGAAUCACGUCGAGGAACGAAUAUCGAACAAACGAAUGUGGUCGAAUCAUCCUUCCGAAAAGUUGGCCGAAUCGAACGAUAAAGUUCGAUGAAACCUUCGUUACAAGUUACAGGUUUCGAUUAACGAAUGGAAGGAAUUCAGUCUUAUUCCAAAUUUUACCGGUGCUAUCCAAAAUUACCAAUCGACUGGUUCCUUGAUUAACUAAGGAUUAUCUAGGAGAUAAGCUGACCGUGUAAUUUCUUACGAGCACAUUGUAUUUGCAUCCGACGAGUGGACUUUGAAAGCGCGUUUGCUUUUUAAAGAGAAAAUUUAUAAUUUAGAUUAUCGACGUGUACGUUUCUCAAUCGUAAUUUGCUUCGAGCACAAGCUACAUGUAUUCCACCGAUUAGCCACGGUACACGCGUAAUCUUUGCGUUGCUCAAUAUAGAAAAUGAAACGGGUUUUCCGUUCGAGAAACGGUUCCGUGUCGCUUCGCGUGACUGCCAUGAAACGCAUGACAGGAACCAAUAGAGAAUCACGAGAAAUUUAGAUACGCUUUGGCACAAAAAAACGCACGCGUCAAACCGUGCAAAGAAUCAAGAACACAAAGAACGUUAAAGCGCGUUCGUUGGCAUUUUAAAAGAUAUACGAAAAAGCUUUUUCCUUGGAAAAGUAAGUAAUAUAAAGUAUUUCUAUUUUCCAAAAUUUUCAUGUAAUCUCAUAAAAUUAUCUUAAACGUGUUUCGACGCGUACGUUUAAAAUCGUGUUUGCUCCGAACACGACCCAUUUACGGCUGAACGGAACGUAAACUGAACGUCACUCGAAACGAACAAUUUUUCCUGUACCCUUUUUACUCUCUUCUUUAGAAUUUCAUCAUGCGGUAAAUUUUAUCCUGCAAUGUAUCUAUGAAUAAAACGAACAAGACGAGCUUUAGAGUCUAAAGCAUCGUCGAGUUGUGCGAUGAAAUUUAAUGUUCACAGCGGCAAUAAUGCAGCCAUAUCAGAAAAAUCGACGUCCGAUGAGCGAACGGUAAAACUGUUUGGAAUAAUUAACGCCGUUGACAGAAGCCACUUUACGCGGCUUUUGUUCGAAAAGUCCUUUCGCCGAAACAACGAUCUGCGUAGGUAACUUGUUCCCUUCGUCCGUGACAGUAUGCGUGCCUCUAUUGUAAUAUAUGUUGCUGUUGCUGCCGCUGCUUUAAAAUCCAUUCAACUUUCCGCGUGAUAUAUCGAACGAUAUACAUACGUGUAAUUCGAGUGGCAGCGAAGCAAACAUUUCAACGCAGCACGUUUCAUCGUUAACAAGUUGUUUUGUCUUUUGCUGCACUGACUUUAAUCAUCUCUCUGUCUCUUCGUUCGAGAAUUUCUGAACGACUCCAUAUGCAAAAAAAGAAAAUUCUAAAACGAAAGAAACUCGUUCUUCCAUGUAGAAAAGUUGGUGCAACGACAAUAAACUCGACCGAAAUGUCUUUUAAACAUCCGCUUACGCGUCUCACCAACUGAUUUUUCAACAAAUUUCCCCACUUUCUCUCUUCGUUACGUCACGUCACGUCAUGUAUCUUUCAUUGUUAACGCAACGUGCUGCGAGGCAUUACGCUUCUCAAGAUUCGCUUUUGAUGUUCAGCAGUUAACUAAUAUCUCGCCAAUUAACGUAUGGCAAGGUAUUAAACGCUUCGAUAGACAAACAGUCUCGCUUGUUACCUGAACAAUGGCUAUGCGUGACGAAGCCUGGAAUCUGAUUCUUUGAAUUUUCAAACUUUUUGCACCGUCGCACUAGGAAGCUAAGGAGAACGCAAACCUCUACGAUUUUAUAUUAUAAUACUAUACCAAAUAUUCGUUCGGCGUUAUUUUUA